AUGGCGGGUCGUGGAGCACCGGCACGACCCAACAGCCCGGCGGCAGGCAACAAGAUCUGCCAGUUCAAGCUGGUGCUGCUGGGAGAAUCGGCGGUGGGCAAGUCCAGCCUGGUGCUGCGGUUUGUCAAGGGACAGUUUCAGGAGUACCAAGAGAGCACCAUCGGAGGUGAGUUAUUCAGUCUUUUUGAAAAACAUUGUUUGUGCAGGUGGUUGGUUGUGACCCACUGCAGGUUUCCCUAUUCCAUCAAGUGGUCUUUUUAUAUCUGUGAUAGUUGGCUUUACUAGCUCUCAUUGCUAGAAUGGCAUCACCAUAUCAUGGCUGUUAAAAUCAAAGCAUGUUAACAAUGGAGGUUGAUUUCUUUCUAUGGGGAUUACCGGUAGUUGUUUUUAAUACAAGUGGAAAGAGGGGUCACUGAAAGGCAUUGCAUGUUGGUGUGGCUUUUGUAGUCAACACAAGGUAUGCCCCUAGCAAGUCAAUGUAGCGUAUGAUGCUACAGCGCUGGGGAUUUCAUUAACGUCUCAAUAAAUGAAAUACUGUAGAACAGAGUCUCUGCCUAUUAUUAGCCUAUUGUACAAUAGUGAGCUCCAGUCAACAGAGUACAAUAGAGGGCACAGGAAAUGACCCGCAAUGGAAGAAGUGUUAAAGGAUUCAAAGGGUGCCAUGUCUCAUGGGACCUCUUUACCGCUGGAGAAAUGGGCUGUCAUGACUCUCCUGGGUGAGGAUCAAAGGCCUCAGAUCAGCUUAAAUAACAGUCAUCAUAUUAAUGAAAGUCACGUCACGACAGGGCUCUGUUCAAAAAAAUGCUUUCUCCUUCCCUCCUAGUGGUAAUCACUGAUUUUAAUAGCUUUCACCGACCCAGUCAUGUCAGUGAUUAGGCUCAAUAAAUGGAGGUAGGAAGGAAAGACGUCAAUGAAUUGGAAUGAGGCCAUGGACUCUGUGCUGUCAUGUGAUUGUGGACUUCUCAGAGAGCCCAGGUAAAUGUUUGCAGCCUACAGACAUGGGAUUAGCAUUUUCUCCAUGGCUCUGAUCCUUAGAAGCAGCAGUGCUGUGCUCGUUAGGAAGUUAAACCUACAACCUGUUUGGAAGGCCUCCGUUAAAAAGCACAAAUGAAAUGAGACCCAAACUUUAAUUUUUCUCAAAUCGCCUUGCAUAACAUUAUGAGCAUAUUAGAAAGUACCUUUUAUUGUUGGUAGUAUCCAUUUUUGGUUCCACCUCUUAGUCUCUAUGUAGACUAUCAAUGCAAGUCACUUUGAUACUGUUCUAACGUCUGUGCCAUUUUUAACGGUUGUGUACGAGCGUGUGUGUAGUCAGUUGGUAGGCCUCUGCCUAGAGCAAAUUGAGGAACUGCAACUUUGAAAGCUUUGUCUCUACACUGGAUAGGUUCUCAAGUGACAGAAAUGGCUAAACAGAUGUUGACAUUAAAUGGAGUGGGAGAGAUUGACCUGUGAACGCUGCAUUGAGGCACACUCAAUGGGGUGCAAUGUAAUUGCCCCUCUGUUAAUAAUGUCAGCUCUAUAUAAGACAUUUCCAAACGUUCAUGAAUACAGCCCUGUUUCCUCCACUGACAUAUCCUCUACCUCUUCUUUUUUUUCCCUCCCUUCCUCCAUCUUGCUCUUUUCCAGCUGCCUUCCUCACACAGACUGUCUGCCUGGAUGACACAACGGUCAAGUUUGAGAUUUGGGACACAGCAGGCCAGGAGCGAUACCACAGUCUGGCGCCCAUGUACUACAGGGGAGCCCAAGCGGCCAUUGUGGUCUACGACAUCACCAACACAGUGCGUAAAGGCUCUUUAUCUACCACUGUGUAGGCGGGCCGCCCAAUUGAAUUGAAAGACCAGUGAAACCAAUAGUUUUGAUCCUUCAAGAAUAUCACUUCUCAAUGCCUUAUGAGCUUAUUUCAGCUCUCUUACCCUAGCAUAACCUUAAUGUAAAUUAUACAUUCUGUGCCUUUGCGUGUUUCACCAGGACACUUUUACGCGAGCAAAGAACUGGGUGAAGGAGCUGCAGAGACAAGCCAGCCCCAACAUCGUCAUCGCUCUGGCCGGGAACAAGGCCGACAUCGCCAACAAAAGAGCCGUCGAACUCCAG
Messenger RNA from Coregonus sp. 'balchen', 2088 nucleotides. The record is from the annotation of a GenBank genome assembly. Lineage: Eukaryota; Metazoa; Chordata; Actinopteri; Salmoniformes; Salmonidae.